Zygosaccharomyces rouxii is the source of this 1134-nucleotide messenger RNA. RefSeq lists its product as uncharacterized. The record is from RefSeq and is a predicted model, not a curated record. Gene Ontology annotation, molecular function: 8-oxo-dGDP phosphatase activity. The coding region runs from base 1 to 1134 and encodes 377 amino acids. The transcript has a single exon. Lineage: Eukaryota; Fungi; Ascomycota; Saccharomycetes; Saccharomycetales; Saccharomycetaceae.
AUGAUCGAGAAGUAUAAGUUCGCCUUCUCGAUCAUUUUAUAUAAUGCAACCAAAUUGACACAAGCAACCGAAAGGAUGGUUAAAGCAGUUCAGUGUCAGGGCAAGGAAGUUCUUUUAAGGACAGCUGAAGAUGACAAGAACAACUUUUCGUUCUUAAAUGUGAUGGAUCGAGUUGAUCAAUUUCCAGAUGAAUAUGAAGAAGAUAAGCAAUUCAAGGAAGAAGUUCUCUAUUUGACCUCUCAUGAUAACAUUCGAAUUGGAUUCACACUUUUGUUUGCUGUUAAGGAAAUGCUCAGGUGCUGUGGCCAAGAAUUGUUUGAUGGUACGUUCACCAUCAAACAGAAUGAGGGUUCAUUGGCUGAGUUGAAAUUCAAUGAUGAUAAAGUAGAUAUCAGAAAUGCUAAGAUCGACCGGAUUGCCAGGAUAUUGUAUGAGAAGUCUGAAUUAAAAGAGAUUAAAGGCUGGAGGGAUGAAAAAUAUGCGGUCUAUGUGCAUGGAAGCCCUUAUGUGCUUGUGGAAAGGGCCAUGGCUGGAGUUCUUGGUAUCGUUACAUAUGGUAUUCAUGUCAAUGGCUACUUAAUAGAUACGAAGACCAAUGGGAUUAAAUUUUGGAUCCCAAGAAGGUCUGCGACGAAGCCCACUUGGCCUCUUAUGUUGGAUAAUAUCAUAGCUGGUGGUAUAGGGUAUCCUCAUGGUAUCAAUGAUACUGUUAUCAAGGAGAGUAUGGAAGAAGCCAACCUGAGCAAAACAGACAUUGAAAGGAGGAUAAGGGCUGCCGGAGUUUUAUCGUACUUUUAUUUUCCUCAAAGAUUUGAUCAAGUCAACUUCGAUAGUGAGUCAGCCUAUAUAGUAGGUGAGGUGGAAUACAUUUUUGAUUUAGCCCUUUCUGAAGACGUUGUCCCCAAACCCAACGACGGUGAAGUGGACAGUUUCAACUUACUGACAUUGCAAGAGACAAUUGAUGCCAUCGCGAGAAAAGAAUUCAAGCCUAAUUGCGCGCUAGUGAUGACCGAUUUUCUAAUAAGACAUGGUUACAUCACUUCAGAGAAUGAACCCAACUUCUUGGAACUUGUUAAUAGAAUGCACAGGAAACUGCCGUUUCCUCAACCUAACUUUUAUGGUCACAAAUCAUAG